Messenger RNA from Trypanosoma conorhini, 1269 nucleotides. RefSeq lists its product as uncharacterized. The transcript has a single exon. Bases 1 to 1269 code for a protein of 422 amino acids. Lineage: Eukaryota; Euglenozoa; Kinetoplastea; Trypanosomatida; Trypanosomatidae. The record is from RefSeq and is a predicted model, not a curated record.
AUGCUGCCUGCAGCAGUGGACUCCCACGUCGGAACGUACGUGUCGGAGGCGCCUGCGCAUCUGUUCAUGUAUGGCAACGGCCAAUGCGGCGAUGUGGGUCCGCUUGAAGCGGAUGGGGAGGUGCUUGAUACCAGCAGUGACAAUGAAGAGGUGCAGUACGCCGCGGCACUGCGUCUCUAUGAGGACUAUCCGGAGCCUCUUACCAGGGCGCAACGCGAGUUACUCUACCGGCACACUGCGACGAUGGUACAUCGGUUUGAAAUGUUGCGUAAAGGCACGCGCAUUGUUGAGCGAGGCUACAACAGUCUUAACUCCCUUCUCUCUCGGCUAGAAGAGGAGCGGACACGUCUGCAGGCCUCGCUGGAUGACUUGCUAAAGCAGGAGGAGGCAGAAAGUUUAGCUACAAGUCACUCCGAACCAACAAGGGCAAGUCGCACAGAGGACAAACCGCCUGCAAGCAGUAGACGCCCAGGUGGCCUGUUGCGUUCUGCGGCAUUUGCGAACAUGCACAGCAUCCUCAAUGCCGCGAAGCGUGAGGAGCAACAACGCCGGUCAAAUAUCACACUAGAACGGGAGAAAAUUGGCAAAACGACACGACUUAAAAUUAUUGACGAUGACCUUGCCGAGCAGAAGCAAUACCUUGCCCCACUCAUCGAGAAAUAUGAGAAGAGUCGUGCGCUCUUAGAGACGACAAAGGGCAAGGUCUUGGAGGCUCUGCGGCUUUACGACGAGAUGCGGCGGAUGGAGGUGCUGUAUGCGUCGCGCUUUUUUUUACGCGCGUCUGGUUCGGAAGGAGGCGAGGGGGUGGCGGAAACCGCGACGUAUGAUAUCUUUUUUGCCCCAGCGAAGUACACGGAUGAGGUGCAGGACAUGAUCCGCGAGCAGGUGGAGGAGAUGCUGGGUGAGUAUCUUGCCUACCGCUCCCGCGUUGACCCGGUUCUGGAGUCUCUUGCGGAGGAGCGGCGCAAUAGGGAGGCAAAGCGGGCAGAUCAGCUCCUGCAACUCAUUGGGGUUGACACAGAGAACAUUAAUGUAGCGGCAUCCACGGACUUGGGCUUUGCGACACCGCUGGUGACGACAGCCGCAAUUGGCGCGGCGCCUCUCGCGUUGAAAAAGAAAGAUGGAGCCGCCGCGGUGGCGGGACAAAUCAGUGAUACGGAAGAUGACAACGACGAUAAUGACACAGGGGGUGAGCCGCAGGAAAUGAAGCAGCGUGAUCAGAUUCAGUCCGCGCUCGCCGCUCUUGAUGACUUUGAGGAGCUCUACUGA